AUGAUAAGGUUAAGUACUUGCUUGUAUAGUUUUCCUUCUUUCUUUUUUUUUUUUUCUUUUGUUGACAUUUAUUUCUCCUUCAUUUUUUCAAUUUGUUUUUCUCUAUUGUUCUCCCCCCCCCGCCGUUUGGUGAUUGCUUCUAUCCUUUCCUUCCUCUCCUUCCUCCCCUUUUCUUUCCUUCCUCUCCUUUUCUUUCCUUCCUCUCCUUCCUCCCCUUUUCUUUCCUUCCUCCCCUUUUCUUUCCUUCCUCUCCUUUUCUUUCCUUCCUCUCCUUCCUCCCCUUUUCUUUCCUUCCUCCCCUUUUCUUUCCUUCAUCUCCUUUUCUUUCCUUCCUCUCCUUCCUCCCUUUUCUUUCCUUCCUCCCCCUUUUCUUUCCUUCCUCUCCUUCCUCUCCUUUUCUUUCCUUCCUCCCUUUUCUUUCCUUCCUCUCCUUUUCUUUCCUUCCUCUCCUUUUCUUUCCUUCCUUCCUUCCUCCUUUUCUUUCCCCCUUCCUCCCCUUUUCUUUCCUUCCUCUUCUUUUCUUUCCUUCCUCUCCCUUCCUCCUCCUUUUCUUUCCUUCCUCUCCUUCCUCCCUUUUCUUUCCUUCCUCUCCUUUUCUUUCCUUCCUCUCCUUCCUCCCCUUUUUUUUCCUUCCUCUGCUUUUCUUUCCUUCCUCUCUUUCCUUCCUCUCCUUCCUCCCCUUUUCUUUCCUUCCUCUCCUUUUCUUUCCUUCCUCUCCUUCCUCCCCUUUUCUUUCCUUCCUCUCCUUUUCUUUCCUUCCUCUCCUUCUUUCCUUCCUCUCCUUUCUUUCUUUCCUCUCCUUCCUCCCCUUUUCUUUCCUUCCUCUCCUUCCUCCCUCUCCUUUCCUUUCAUCACAUCGUUUCUAUUUUGGUGGUCAUGACUCUUCUUCAUAUUUUUUUUUUCUUGGGUGGUGUUUUUUUGUUUUUUUUUUUUUUUAUUAUUAUAUCUCUCCUUUAUUGUUCUCCUUCGUUUACAUUUUUGUUUCCUUUACUGAUUGCAUAUCUCUUUCAUUUUGUUUCUUUUGAUGUUUUUUUUUUUAGUUGCAUCCCUCAUUUGUUUCCAUUUUUCAUUUUGUCAUAUUUCAUUUUUUUUAUUCAUUUUGUUUCUUUUUCAUUUUCUUUCUCUGACUGUCUUAUUCUUUAUUCUUCUUUCUCUGAUCUUUCCCUCCUCUCUUUCUUCUUUGUCUCCAUUCCUCACAUUUUCCUUAAUCUGUUCUUUGUCAUCAUCUCAAGCCCCAUGCAGCCAUUUCAAAUUGUCCAGAUAUUCCUGAAUACAAGGUCUCUCCACUUUUGCUGCUGA
Acanthosepion pharaonis is the source of this 1299-nucleotide messenger RNA. NCBI's taxonomy places the organism in Eukaryota, Metazoa, Mollusca, Cephalopoda, Sepiida, Sepiidae. The record is from the annotation of a GenBank genome assembly.